CGUUUGUGUAUGUGUGCAAGCAGUCUAUGUAUGUUUCAGGGUGGCCUUGAUAAAACAUCUGAUUCCCCUCUGUAGUUUCGUAAACCAAAGCCAAGUGUACUUAAUUAAAAGUCCAUUGAUAAUUAGACUAAUGUAUUUGUGAUAAUAUUUAUUCAUUGUUAAGCAGUAAGGGUUAAUGUCUUGUUAUUAAAUUUUGUGUCUUGAUGGAGAUUUUUGAUCUAUCAAAUAAGUACGAGGAAGACGAAGAAAAGUGUCAGCGAUUAUUAUCGCCAAAAUAAAUAUUUUUAAAAAUAAGAAAGAAAAAAAAGGCAAACUACAAUUAUCAAGAGAAGACGAGUGCAAAGUAAGAAAAAAGAAGAAGGAGAAAAAAGAGAAAAAAAAAAAAAAAAAAAGGCAAACUUAAUAAGACAGUUUUCCUUGAUUUUGACAAGCAGCCUUGACGACAAAUUUGUCAAUAGCCACAUUUGGUCAUUUUGUAUAUACAACUCCAAAUUGUCUUCCAGAUAAUAUUUUCUAUCUGUAGACAAAUGUGUCAGAGAGUAUACAAUUAUUAUAAAAUAUAUAAAUAAUUUAUAAAUAAAUAAAUAACAAACGAAAAAAAUAUUAUUGAGGUAUCAGGUUAACCUGAGAAAUGCGAUCAGUAGCGAAUGCCGAAUUAUUUGUAAUCUAUGGUUUGCGAUUGCUUUGUCUGUGUUUUGGCGAAGUAAUUGCAGGUGGUGGAGCACUUGAUGCAAGCUCAAGUUAUCAUAGACACUCUGAUGGAAGUGGUAAAGUAUCAGGUACAUUUUCCAGUCUUACUGAUGGUAUUGCACAAGCAGUUGCACAUGAUACUGCACAUACCAACGUUGAAACAUGUAAUGAUGAUUUGGCAUGCAUAACAAUGGCCUCGCAAGAUCGUCUUGGUCUUGAAGCUAUUAAAUCACUUCACAGUCAGCUAGAUGAUGAUGCUGAUGGUGAUGUUGAUUUAUCAGAAUCAGAUGAUUUUUUAAGAGAAGAGCUGCAAUAUGAGGCAGGCUAUGAAAGACGUCAACGUGCUUUUCAUCAUAAUGAUGAUAUGCAUAUAAGUGUUAGAGAAUUAUGGGAAGCUUGGUUAAGAUCUGAAGUUCAUAAUUGGACAAUUGAACAAACUUCCGAGUGGCUUACCACUAAUGUUGAGCUUCCACAGUAUGUUUCUACUUUUAUACAACAUCGUGUUACUGGUGCCACUCUUCCCAGAUUGGCUGUUAAUAAUAUGCACUAUCUCAGUAAUGUCUUGGGUAUAAAAGAUCCAAUUCACAAACAAAAAUUAGCUCUUAAAGCUAUGGAUGUUGUUCUAUUUGGACCACCAAAAGAUACUGGACAUAGCUUAAAAGAUUUAAUACUCAUUACACUUUUGUUUGGAGCACUCAUUGGAUGCUGGUAUGCUUAUCAACAAAAAAAAAGUUCUCAAAAACAUUUAAGACGCAUGAUGAAAGACAUGGAAGGUCUUCAUAAAGCUGAAAUUGCACUUGAAGAUUUACAGAAAGAGCUUGAAAGAGCAAGAAUGGAACAAGAAAGUGCAACGACUGAAAAACAAAAUCUUGAAAAACGAUUGCAGGAUGAAAGCAUGGGUUUACAUACGUCAUAUUCUGAUCUUGAAGUAUCACAAUUAAAAUCAGAAAUUGAAAUGUUAAAAAUGGAACUUCAACGUGCUGAGGGUGAACUUGAAGAUCGUUGUUGGUCACCACCAGUUGGACUUCAGCAUUGGCUUCAAUUAACUCAUGAAAUUGAAAAUAAAUCAUACACUAAAAAGAAAAUUUCAGCUGAAAAACAAUUACAACAAGCACGUGAAGCAUGUGAAAAAUUAAGAAAAAAAAGAUCAAGUUUAGUUGGAGCAUUUGUAUCAACUCAUGGAAAAUCAAUUGAUGAAGUUGAUAAAAGUAUUGUUGAAGCAAGAACAGCAUUAAAUGAAGUUACAGCUGAAUUACAAGAACGAGUACAUCGUUGGAAACAAAUUGAACUGCUGUGCGGUUUUAAUAUUAUUAAUAAUAAUGGUUUAAAUUAUCUUGAAACAAUGUUGUAUCGUGGUGCACCAAAUGGCAGAAGUCUUGGCUUCAGAGGACGUAUGAGUAGUCAGGAUGACCUGGACGACGAGGCAAGUUCUGUUUACACACCUUCAUCAUCUACUGGAGCAGGUAUGUUGGAAAGUUUGACGUGGAAAGAAUCAUCAUUACCACCUGAUUCAUCAAGCAGUGAAACUGGAAAAGACACACCACCUGAAGUACAAUUUACUCUUGGUGAUGAUGAGCCUGUUGCAACAACAUCAUCAACAACAUUACCAUCAUCACCACAACCACCACUAUCACAAACAACAACAACAACGACAUCAUCAUCAUCUGGAAUAAAUAUUAAAUCAUCAACAAAAGAAAAAUCUGGAAUGGUUAGAUCUUUUAGUCAAGACACAAGUGUAUCAUUUGAUGAUCAAAGAAUGACAAGUUCAUUAUCAAAAACAUCAUUGUCUGAUAAUUCAUUAGACAAUACUGAACGAAGAAGAAGAAAGCAUAUCAAAGAAUUACCAACAGUUAUGUCAGUUGAUGAUGAAACAUUAUCAACAGAUUCAAAUUCAACAGCUGAUAAUGAUGAAUUAAAAAGACGACGACGAAAUAUAUUUCCUGGUUUUCGAAAAAAUAAAGGAAAAUGAUUAAUUCAAUUAAAAUUUUAAUAUUAUUAAUCAAAUUUAGCUUUAAUAUAUAUCAUGGUUAUCUUGAUGGAAGCUUGAGAAACGUACUUAAUAAAUAAAUAAAUAAAUAAUAGUCAUCAAUUUGUUUGAGAAAUUAACUCAUUAAUCAUGUGAUAUGAUAAUUUGAUGAUUAUUUAUUUAAUAUUUAUUCAAUUACUCAAGCUUCUUUUGAAGUUUCCAAAUAAAUUUAUAUGUAUAUUAUUAUUAUUAUCAUGAAAUAUGAAAAUUAAUAUCAUCGAUUGUAUAAAUUUUAAAAUGACAAUAUUUUACAAACCGAAUGAACUCCACUGAUAUUUAGUUAUUAAUUUAGUUUAAAUAUUGUUGCAAUGAUUUAUUUUAUUUUUUUUUUCUCGUACUUUUGAUGAGUUAUCAUGCAAUGAUUAUACCUCAUCUUAUUUAUUUUUUUGUUUUCGUCCAAGUCAUAUCAUAACACAAUUAAGGAAAACAAUAAAUUAUUUAGAUAAAUUGUGCGGUUGUUGGAGCAUUUUUAAUGACAAAAAAUAA
Molecule: messenger RNA, 3202 nt
Organism: Aphidius gifuensis
Lineage: Eukaryota; Metazoa; Arthropoda; Insecta; Hymenoptera; Braconidae
Gene: Stim
Product: stromal interaction molecule homolog
Exons: 10
Coding region: 632-2659 (675 amino acids)
Biological process (GO): activation of store-operated calcium channel activity; intracellular calcium ion homeostasis; store-operated calcium entry
Cellular component (GO): plasma membrane; endoplasmic reticulum
Molecular function (GO): protein binding; calcium ion binding; calcium channel regulator activity
Source: RefSeq, a predicted model, not a curated record